AUUAAAUAAUUUGUUUAAACGCAAAUGAAAACGCGAGAUUUUUUCACUAGAACGGCGGAGCUGAGAGAGAAGCCAAAGAUUUUGUGUUCAUAUUCUAUCGCCGGCCGGAACGUCAUCGGACUUUUCAGGACAGGGAUAUGCCGUAUCUAGUGCGCGAGAAUCUGUUUAUCGGCGACAUAGCUAGCGCAGCUGAUGUUCUUCAGAACGCUAGUAGUGAAAUCACUCACAUACUUUCAGUUGUUAGUUCAGCAUCGAUAUCGUUUUUCUCUGAGUGGCGUAGCGAAAUCUCAAUCACUGUGAAGGAGAUAUGUAAGGUUUCUGUCAGGGAUUUCGAAUCAGAAGAUAGUUCUGGUGAUGGUGGUGGUGAUAAAAGGACGUCUUUAUCACCAGACAAACUCCUUUAUGCGAUGGAGUACGCUGGAAAGGAUUUAAAGAUAGUUAGAAUGGCAGUCCCAUUGAGAGAUACAGAGAAUGAAAACUUGUUGGAUUAUUUGAAUGUAUGCUUGGAUUUCAUUGAUAAGAGUAGAAAGGAGGGUUCUGUUCUUGUUCAUUGCUUUGCAGGUGUAUCAAGAAGCGCAGCGAUCAUGACCGCAUAUCUUAUGAGGACUGAACAAUUAUCUCAAGAAGAUGCAUUGGAAUCCUUAAGGCAAAGCUGUGAAUUUGUGUGCCCUAAUGAUGGAUUUUUGGAUCAGCUGAAAAUGUUUGAAGAAAUGAAUUUUAAGGUCGAUCAUUCUAGUCUUAUAUACAAGCGCUUCCGGUUGAAAGUACUAGGCGAUUCCUACAAUCGAGGAGAAAUAAUAGACAGUUCGAAAUUUGGGGCAGAUCCUGGGAUUUCAUUGGCUAAGACGAAUGUGUCUGCUUCUUCUGAGAUAGAAUCAUCAUCAACAUCUGUAGUAGACAAGAAUUUGUAUCGAUGCAAAAAGUGUCGUAGACUGGUUGCUUUGCAAGAGAAUGUUGUGGGUCACGUCCCUGGAGAGGGUCAGAACUCGUUUGGAUGGCGUAAGAAAAGACAUGCCAAUCCUUUGAGCAAGCCGGAGGAGUUUGAGUGUUCCUCUGUCUUUGUGGAGCCUCUACGAUGGAUGAAAUUAGUUGAAGAAGGUGCCUUGGAAGGGAAGCUGUUCUGCAAUCACUGUGAGGCUCGUUUGGGUUGCUUCAAUUGGUCGGGAAUCCAGUGCAGUUGUGGUAGCUGGAUAACACCCGCCUUCCAACUCCACAAGAGCAAAGUCGACAUUAGUAGGGUCUGAAAUUGAACUAGUGAAGUGUUGAACUAUAAAUAUUUUCAGAAGGUUUAAGUUUUUUCUGGAGAAUUUUACUUGAGAAAAUGCAUAUCCAUAUAUAUGUAUUAUAUAACCUGGUGGGUUGGUUAAGUAUUAUGAGAAUUAUUUCAUUUGUAUGGA
Impatiens glandulifera is the source of this 1397-nucleotide messenger RNA. RefSeq names its product dual specificity protein phosphatase 12-like. NCBI's taxonomy places the organism in Eukaryota, Viridiplantae, Streptophyta, Magnoliopsida, Ericales, Balsaminaceae. The record is from RefSeq and is a predicted model, not a curated record. Gene Ontology annotation, biological process: protein dephosphorylation. The coding region runs from base 138 to 1244 and encodes 368 amino acids. The transcript has 7 exons. Gene Ontology annotation, molecular function: protein tyrosine/serine/threonine phosphatase activity.